ACUCCUCCCUGCAGCCCCUGUGGAGCCACCAGUGUCCUUCCUGACCGCACUUCGCUAGUCUCCCGGAAAGCGUUGGGCGGCGCGCGACGUGGGCAUGGGCGUCCUGGCGACUUAGUGCCAUCCGGCAGCAGGGGUUCCGGCCGGCAGCAGGACGGUACAGGAACCAGAAGCGGGCAGCCGGGUGCGGCCGCGCAGCCGGGAAUCAUGAGCGUGGAGCCCAUCUGCAGCGCGCUGCCCGCCGUACCCUCGCACAAGCUGGCCGACCUGCGCUUCCUCAGCCGCGGCGCGUCCGGCACCGUGUCGUCUGCGCGCCACUCGGACUGGCGCGUGCAGGUGGCUGUGAAGCACCUGAACAUCCACACCCCUCUGCUAGACAGUGAAAGAAAUGAUGUCUUAAGAGAAGCUGAAAUUUUACACAAAGCUAGAUUUAGUUACAUUCUUCCUAUUUUGGGAAUUUGCAAUGAGCCUGAAUUUUUGGGAAUAGUUACUGAAUACAUGCCAAAUGGAUCAUUAAAUGAACUCCUACAUAGGAAAACAGAAUAUCCUGAUGUUGCUUGGCCAUUAAGAUUUCGCAUCCUGCAUGAAAUUGCACUGGGCGUAAAUUACCUGCACAAUAUGAAUCCUCCUCUACUUCAUCAUGACUUAAAGACUCAGAAUAUCUUAUUGGAUGAUGAAUUUCAUGUUAAGAUUGCAGACUUUGGUUUGUCAAAAUGGCGUAUGAUGUCCUUGUCACAAUCACGAAAUAGCAAAUCUGCACCAGAAGGAGGGACCAUUAUCUAUAUGCCACCUGAAAACUAUGAGCCUGGACAAAAAUCAAGGGCCAGUGUCAAGCAUGACAUAUACAGCUAUGCAGUUAUCACAUGGGAAGUCUUAUCCAGAAAACAGCCUUUUGAGGAAGUCACCAAUCCUUUGCAGAUUAUGUAUAGUGUGUCACAAGGACAUCGACCCGACACUAGUGAAGAAAGUCUGCCAUUUGAUAUACCUCAUCGAACACUGAUGAUUUCGCUUAUAGAAAGUGGAUGGGCACAAAACCCAGAUGAAAGGCCAUCCUUCCUAAAAUGUUUAAUAGAACUUGAACCAGUUCUCAGAACAUUUGAAGAGAUAAGUUUUCUUGAAGCUGUUAUGCAACUAAAGAAAACAAAGUUGCAGAGUGCUUCAAGUACUGUUCACUUAUGUGACAAGAAGAAAUCAGAAUCAUCUCUGAACAUAUCUCUAAAUCAUAGUCCACAAGAGGAAUCAUGUGGAUCCUCUCAGCUUCAUAAACAUAGUGCUUCCCCCGGAACCUCAAGGUCCCUGUCAGCUCCUCAAGACAAUGAUUUUUUAUAUAGAAAAACCCAGGACUUCUCUACCCCGCUUCACCUCCCAGUAAAUCACAGCUGCGACAACAUGUGUGUAGCCCAAAGGGCCACAUUCUGUGACCACAAGACUGCCCUGUGCUCUUUAGCAAUAAAUCCACCCUCAGCCAAGGGAAAUUCAGAAUGGUCACAGCCUGGAGUGGCCCAGCAGUGGAUCCAGAAUAAAAGGGAGGAUGUUGUGAGCCAGAUGACUGAAGCCUGCCUUAACCAGUCACUGGAUGCCCUUCUGUCGAGGGACCUGAUCAUGAAGGAGGACUAUGAACUUAUCAGCACCAAACCCACAAGGACUGCAAAAGUCAGACAGUUACUGGACAUCACUGACAUCCAAGGAGAGGAAUUUGCCAAAGUUAUAGUACAAAAGCUGAAGGACAACAAGCAGAUGGGUCUUCAGCCAUACCCGGAAAUACUGCCAGCUUCUCAGUCACCAUCUUUAAAUAUAUUUCAAAACAAAAGCUUAUAGGUGACUCUUUUUCAAGAAGAAAAUUCAGUUUAUUAAAAGGUAUUUUAUAUUUAUUUAUGUUGCCCUGAUCAGACUGUUGUUAUGAAAUCCAUGUGAGUAUUGGUAGCUUUAAUGAAGUUUCUCCUUCAGAUAAAUACUAGUUUCCUACAUGACAGUACAGUAUUUUUUUAAUUAAUGUAGUAGAAAAUUUGCAUUUUGCUACAUAGUUCACCUUUCAUCUCUGAUUAAUUGAAGCUAUUUUUAAAUGUAGUAAUUAUAUGCUUUUCCUGGCUGGCAUAGCUCAGGGGACUGAGCGCGGGCUGCGAACCAAAGCAUCACAGGUUCGAUUCCCAGUCAGGGCACAUGCCUGAGUUGCAGGCCACAGCCCCCAGCAACCACACAUUGAUGUUUCUCUCUCUCUCUCUCCCUCCCUUCCCUCUCUAAAAAUAAAUAAAUGAAAUUUUUUAAAAAAUAAUUAUAUGCUUUUUGUACCUAAUGAUGUCUGUAGUUAUCAAGCAUUUCUCAUGGAAAUCAUCUUCACAUUCACUCUAUGGAUUAUUUAUUACUCAUCUGAGAUGCAGUUUGGUUUUAUGCAUCAGAGAGAGCAUAGCCCUGCCAUCCAGGUUCAUAUCCUCUCCCAAGGAGUUUGUAUUAAACUCCCCAGAUUACAUUUUAAGUGUUAUUUCUUGAAUAAUUCUUUUAAAAAUUGUUUCAGAGGUAAAACAAUUCCAAGUAUAUAUAGAAAAAUGUUCAUCUUUCCACAUGUGUUUCUACCUCCAUUUCUGACCUCAGCCAAUCACAGAGUGAACAGCAUGAUGUGUGUUUCCUUCUGUCCCCUUCCUGCUCAUUUGGAAAAGGGCCUUUCCUCAUACUAUUGUUAUAGUUUUAUCCUGUAGCCCGCUUUCUGUGCUAAGUAACAUCAUCUCUGUACCACACAGAACUCUGAUGCAUUCUUUUUAACAGCAUAAUAUCAAAGCAGCUUUUUCUUUUCUUUAAGAUAUAAUGUGAGUUCUUUCUUGGUUAUGUCAAAGUAAAAAUGUACAAGGAAUAAUAGCCCUUUUCUGAAAAUAUUUAUAAUAUUAGCAAUGUUAGCAAAAAGUAUGAUACAGGACAAAUUUGAAAGUACAAACUUUCAAUAAGCACUACACCAAUAGUAUGAAAAAAUGAGUAAGAGUAGAAAUGACUGGAUGGCAUUGAGGCAAUUAAACAUAUUCAGAUUAUAAAAUAUGUAUUUUAAUUUCCAUUUUGGAGGUUGACAUUAACCUGUAGUGCCACAUUACUAUGGCUCUGAGAAAUAUGGAAAUUAAUAUGGAAAAUGGAAACUAAGUAUUGGGUUAUCUGUUAUUAUAACUAUUAUUUUUUAAAGUGUUAGGAUAAAAAUUUAAUUUGAGAAGUUUCCCCUUUCUCUUUACAUAUUCUAAAAUCUUAUUUAUUUUAAAUCUUGAUGGUUUCUAAUAGGCCUUUAUGCUGGUUUGAUGAUGUGGUAAUCUGAUUGGUAAAGUGACCAUUGCCCCUUGUUUUCCAUUCUGCCUAGAUCUAAAAACUCAGCCUUCCAACCAGUCUAUAUGCAUAUGAUAUAUGCAUAUCAGCUACUUUUCCCCAUAAUUUAAUAUGGGGAGACAGAAUAGUCAUCCAUGAGUAGCAACUUAUGGUGAAAUAUUGAAGAUCCAAGUGGAUAUGCAAGCAGCCCUCAUCCCUAGUAGAACUGUUGCCAUCCCAGCAGCCAGUUUUCAUUGCAGCCCAUGUUCAACAACAGUGAUGUAUAGGGAAAGUGUGGCAGGGUAUACCGAGUAUAACUGGCCAGAAAACAAGUAGGCCUGGUGCAGAGGUGGUAGUUCAGUGGGCCACAUUGGGUGGCACAUAGAGUGAUAAAUGACAUUUGGGUCCUGUGGUAAGGAAGUUUUUUUUGGUUCCUGCUCAAGCCUUCUAAUUAAGUAAAGGAGAAUGUCAUGACUGCUGUCACAUUUUAGCCCCCCUUGUUAACAAAAACAAUAGACUUCAGGCUCAGAACUUUGCAAGAAUUUUUUCAUUGUUUUAAAUUGUAUUUUGUUUGAAAAUGACCUUCUACAUGUAACAAUUAAUACAUUUUCUAUUUUUAAUAAAGUUUCAUUUUGCAGUA
Phyllostomus hastatus (greater spear-nosed bat) is the source of this 3913-nucleotide messenger RNA. It is a transcript of the gene RIPK2, whose product is annotated as receptor interacting serine/threonine kinase 2. Gene Ontology annotation, biological process: positive regulation of apoptotic process; protein phosphorylation; positive regulation of canonical NF-kappaB signal transduction. Gene Ontology annotation, cellular component: cytoplasm. The coding region runs from base 205 to 1815 and encodes 536 amino acids. Gene Ontology annotation, molecular function: ATP binding; JUN kinase kinase kinase activity. Lineage: Eukaryota; Metazoa; Chordata; Mammalia; Chiroptera; Phyllostomidae. The transcript is spliced from 11 exons. The record is from RefSeq and is a predicted model, not a curated record.